AUGCAAGCAAACAGCCAGGAAAAUCGAGAAGACCAGGCGCCCCAGCCUUGUACUUUCCAGGAGCCAAUGAUAGCACCUAAGCACUUACAGGACGGAUCAACAGCGGUAGCUGAGCAGCUGGAGACAAUUGAUUUAAGUGAUGGUUCCCUUGCCCCGAGACCCAUCUCCAUCAGCAUCCAUUUGACAAACGAAGAGAAGAAGGCUUUGGUAUCGUUGUUGAAGGAAUUUCGGGAUGUGUUUGCUUGGAGCUACGAGGAAAUGCCCGGCUUAAAUCCAAGCUUGGUAAGUCAUACUUUGAAUAUUGAGCUUGGUACAAGACCUGUUGUGCAGCCGAGGAGAAACUUUCAUCCUGAGAUUGAAAAGCAAAUUAAGGUGGAAAUUGAGAAGCUGUUAGCUGCCGGAUUCAUCAAGCCAAUCAAGCAUCCAACGUGGCUAGCAAAUAUUGUCCCUGUGAAAAAGAAGACCGGAGUAAUUCGAAUAUGUACGGACUACCGAGACCUCAACCGAGCUUGUCCAAAAGAUGAAUUUCCGCUGCCCAACAUGGAUAUCUUGAUCGAUUCGACCUCGGGUCAAGGCAUGCUGUCAUUCAUGGAUGGGUUUAGUGGCUACAAUCAGAUCAAAAUGUCACCCAAAGAUGCAGAGAAAACAGCCUUUCGAACGCCAUAUGGGAACUUUUAUUACACAGUCAUGCCGUUUGGCCUAAAAAAUGCUGGCGCUACCUAUCAAAGAGCCAUGACAGCAGUGUUUCACGACAUGAUGGGGAAAGAAGUCGAAGAUUAUGUGGAUGAUCUUGUGGUGAAGUCCAAAACCAGAGAAGGCCAUCAAGAAGUUUUGAGGAGGGUGCUGGAAAGAUGCCGGCUGUACGGAUUGAAGAUGAAUCCAAAGAAAUGCGCAUUCGGGGUGUCAUCCGGUAAAUUCUUGGGAUUCCAAGUACACCAGCGUGGCAUAGAUGUGGAUCCCGAGAAGACUAGAGCCAUAAAUUCUCUUGUGCCACCUAGAAAUUCAAAAGAAUUAAAAAGCUUCAUGGGAAGAUUAUCGUAUAUUCGACGCUUCAUUCCGGGCCUCGCUGCCACUAUGAGUGUUUUUACUCCCUUGCUCAAAAAGGGUAAGCCAUACAAAUGGAGCAGGAAGUGUCAAGAGGCCUAUGAGCAAGUGCAGCAAAUAAUCACUAAGCUGCCCACCAUGAGAGCUCCUAUUCCGGGACUCCCACUCAAACUUUACUUGGCCGCAACAAAUACAGCAGUAGGGGCCUUGCUUGCUCAAGAUGGUCACAGUGGAGAGGAAAGUCCUAUUUAUUAUGUGAGCAGGCAACUAAGAGGAGCUGAAGCAAAAUACCCGAAGACGGAACUCUUGUGCCUUGCUCUUGUCUAUGCUGCACAACGCUUGCGACAUUACUUCCUUGCUCACAAAUUACAGCUCAUGGUGAAAUCUGACCCCGUGAGAUAUUUGCUCACGAGGCCGGUAUUAUCCGGACGUCUUGCGCGUUGGUUGUUACAGUUGUCCGAAUUCGAUAUCACAUGCACCACUCCUAAGGCAAUCAAGGGACAAGCCGUGAUUGACAUGCUGGCUUUAUUUCCUGAAGUCGAAGAAUCAACUGCCUCUCAGGAAGUUCCGGGGGAACUGCCGGAAAUGAUUGCUGUCGUCACGGAAGCAGAACCAUGGACCCUUUAUUUUGAUGGGUCCUCCACAAUGAAGGGUGGAGGAGCAGGUGUAGUGCUCAUUAAUCCUGAAGGGCAAGCUACAGCCCUCUCAUUCAAGCUGAAUUUUCCCUGCACAAAUAAUAUGGCGGAGUAUGAAGCUUUUAUCAUGGGAAUGUCCACAGCGAGGGAGAUGGGUGUAGAGAAAAUUAAAGUUAUCGGAGACUCGAAUCUGGUGCUGAGUCAAUUGCAAGGGAAUUUUGCCGUGAAGGAAUCAACAUUGGCGCCAUAUCGUACAGUUGCUGAGAGGCUUGUUCAGUCUUUCAAACAAGUAGUGUUGGAACAUAUUCCGGGGGUUACCAAUAGGUACGCUGACGCAUUGGCUACUUUGGGGUCAAAGCUCUCAUUUGUUGAGGGACAACCCAGCAUUACUGUGAUCAAGAAGGAUAUGCCAGUGAUAGAAGUAAUGGUUGAAGUGGAGCAGCUAGAGGAGAAUGACUGGAGAAGGUCUGUAAAAGAAAAAAUAGGUAAGGGAAGUGAUAUCAAGGAGUUAAAAGAUUAUGUGAUCAUCUUUGAGGAGCUGUACAGGCGCCUUCCAGGAGGUAUUUUGACCCGCUGCAUAGGGACAACAGAGGCACGAGUGAAGCUCCAAGAAGUGCAUGAGGCCACUUGCAAUUUGGAACCAAUAAUCAGCUUGUAUCGACGUUUGCAACGCAAGGGUUAUUACUGGCCAGAGAUGAGAAAACAAGCAGCUGAAACACAAGCUAAUUGUCCCAAGUGUGCAACGAUGCCCUCCACCGAAGAAUCAUUCACCAUCUCGUUUACGGAGGAUUGGAGGGCUCCGUACUUGGCAUCCUUCAUCAAUGGAGUCCUGCCAACCAAUCCUAAGCAUGCUCGCAAGCUCAAAAGGACAAUGAGAAGAUAUUUCAUAGAUGGGUCGACCCUCUACCGUAAAGGAUUUAAUGGUGAGCCGUUAAAAUGCUUGGGAGAAUCAGAGGCACAGCAAGUUAUGCAAGAAAUUCAUGCUGGAGAAUGUGGUGAGCAUCAAGGAAUGAAGAAGCUUUACCGGCAGCUAUUGAGUAUUGGGUAUUAUUGGCCUACAAUGAAGAACGACGCAUACAAUUUUGUGAAGAAAUGCCACACAUGCCAAGUUCAUGCCAAUUUAAGUCACAAGCCGCCCACGCUGCUGCAGGACAUGCGUACUCCUUGGCCCUUUCACACUUGGGGGCUUGACUUGAUCGGCACUAUUCACCCACCGUCCGACGGCUACAUAUGGAUCCUCACAGCCACUGAGUAUUUCACAAAGUGGGUUGAGGCAGUCCCUCUUCGAAAGGCCACGGGAGCUGCCAUUGCAAAUUUUAUCCGUGAAUAUAUUGUAUGCAGAUUUGGGAUCCCGUAUAAAAUUGUCACCGACAAUGGCACCCCGUUUGUCAAUAAGCAAGUAAGUUCUACGCUUAGUGGAUAUGGUGUCAAGCAUCGACGCUCCACGCCCUAUUACCCACAAGGAAAUGGUCAAGCGGAAGCCACGAAUAAAACUUUGUUGAGAAUCCUAAGCAAAAUGGUGCAUGAGUACGAAGGAGGCUGGAGUGUUCACCUGCCGGAUGCCUUAUGGGCUUACCGCACCUCUCCAAGAAGCGCCACAGGCUUUUCACCCUAUUCACUUGUCUAUGGGUCCGACGUUGUAUCACCUGUUGAAAUUACCAUUCCCACCGCUAGAGUAUCGGCCGUUAAUGAUCUCGAGUGGAAUGCAGUGGCAUGCUCAGAUUGGCGCCUGCUGGACCUUGAAGCCCUGGAUGAAAAAAGAGCUGAAGCAGAGAGGAGGACAUCACUCUAUCACGAAACUGUAACUCGAGCCUAUAACAGGACAGUCAAGCCUCGUGCCUUCAAAGAGGGAGACCUCGUGCUAAAAGUUGUGGAGCAUGUAAGAAGACAGAUAUCGGGACCUUCCAAGUUUGCCCCACAAUGGGAAGGCCCGUUUGCAGUCAAGGAAGUUUACAGCAGCGGCUAUUAUCGCUUGGUCUCUGUCAAAGAAGGCACGCUAACGGAUCUCAUUAAUGGAAAGUGGCUCAAGCUUUACUACUGCUAA
Messenger RNA from Prunus persica (peach), 3723 nucleotides. RefSeq lists its product as uncharacterized. The coding region runs from base 1 to 3723 and encodes 1240 amino acids. Lineage: Eukaryota; Viridiplantae; Streptophyta; Magnoliopsida; Rosales; Rosaceae. The transcript has a single exon. Gene Ontology annotation, molecular function: nucleic acid binding; RNA-DNA hybrid ribonuclease activity. The record is from RefSeq and is a predicted model, not a curated record. Gene Ontology annotation, biological process: DNA integration.